Haplochromis burtoni (Burton's mouthbrooder) is the source of this 4347-nucleotide messenger RNA. RefSeq names its product Rho GTPase activating protein 17b (gene arhgap17b). NCBI's taxonomy places the organism in Eukaryota, Metazoa, Chordata, Actinopteri, Cichliformes, Cichlidae. Bases 353 to 2611 code for a protein of 752 amino acids. The transcript is spliced from 20 exons. Gene Ontology annotation, cellular component: intracellular anatomical structure; cytosol; cytoplasm. Gene Ontology annotation, molecular function: protein binding; GTPase activator activity. Gene Ontology annotation, biological process: positive regulation of GTPase activity; regulation of Rac protein signal transduction; regulation of actin cytoskeleton organization. The record is from RefSeq and is a predicted model, not a curated record.
UGCGGGAAGUAAAAGCACUUCCUCCUUCCUAUCACAGCUGUAGUAGAGAAAUCAGCCAGUCUAACAGGAGCGCUGACAUUCUUGGCAAUGGGGACCCUGAAGGUCGUCCGCCGCUGUUUCUGCUCACUUCCCUGCGCGUCUUAACGGUAACGGCCGAUGUCACCGGGUUCAACCAGGAAAACUGUUCAGUUUUUGUGACUAAAAGCGGUCGGAAGUCAGGUCUUUGUAGCACAAUGGCUGCGACGUAGCGCAACUUUUUUUGUCCUUUUUUUUUUGGUGGAUGAUCGACAGCGUUCGUUGGUGCCGCAAACUUUUUACGGACUUGUAGGAAGAAGCUCACGAGACUUGCAACAUGAAGAAGCAGUUUAAUCGUAUGAAGCAACUUGCCAACCAGACUGUUGGAAGGGCUGAAAAAACUGAGGUCCUGAGCGAUGACCUCCUGCAGAUCGAGAGGCGGCUGGAGCUGGUUCGUUUGGUGUCUCACAACACGCACAAGAGGCUGGUGUCCUGUCUGCAAGGUCAGCUGGGCACAGACACAGAGAAGAGACAUAAAAAGCUGCCCUUGACCGGGCUGUCCCAGACCAUGCAGGAGGGUGGCAGCCAGCUUGGAGAAGAGGGUUUGAUUGGCAAGAUGAUGGAUGUGUGUGGCGAAGCCGAGGGCAAGUUGGCUUUUGAGCUGCUGCAGCAUGAAAUGCAGAUGGAGAAAGACAUUCUGGAUCCUCUCAACCAGCUGGCAGAGGUAGAGAUUCCCAACAUACUGAAACAGAGAAAGCAGCUUGCUAAGCUGGUUCUCGAUUAUGACUCUGCUAAAACACGGUGGUUACAGGCGACCAAGUCCACCAAUCCAGCCAUGGCAGCUAAAGUUGACUCGCUCAAAGACGAGAUGGAUGAGGCACUCAAUAAAGUAGAAAUAUGCAAGGACCAGCUCUCUGCAGACUUGUACAACUUUGCUUCUAAAGAGGGAGACUAUGCACGCUAUUAUGUGAUGUUAUUAGAGACCCAGGCAGAGUACCACAGGAGGUCUCUGGCAGCUCUGGAAGUAGUUAUACCCACCAUCCAGACACAGCAAGACUCCUGGAUAGAGAAGCCGGCAUUUGGCACGGCGCUGGAGGAGCAUCUGAAAAGGACCAACCGUGAGAUCGCUCUGCCGAUUGAGGCCUGCGUCAUGAUGCUGCUUGAGACCGGCAUGAAGGAGGAGGGUCUAUUUAGAAUUGCUGCUGGAGCUUCAAAAUUGAAAAAGUUGAAAGCAGCGCUGGACUGCUCCACCUCACAGCUCGAGGGCUUCUACUCUGAUCCCCAUGCCGUGGCUGGAGCUCUCAAGUCCUACCUCAGGGAACUUCCUGAACCUCUAAUGACAUUUAGCCUUUAUGAUGAGUGGAUACAGGCCUCCAAUACCUUAGACUCUGACAAAAGACUUCAGGCCUUGUGGGUGACAUGUGACCAUUUGCCAAAGGCCCACAAAGCCAACUUCAGGUAUCUGGUGAAGUUCUUGGCUAAACUGGCUCAGGACAGUGAUGUUAAUAAAAUGACUCCCAGCAACAUCGCAAUAGUCCUGGGGCCUAACCUGCUGUGGUCGAAGACCGAAGGGACGCUGGCAGAGAUGGCAGCAGCUACAUCUGUGCAUGUACUUGCCAUCAUUGAGCCUAUUAUCCAACACGCUGACUGGUUCUUCCCUGAAGAGGUGGACUUCAACGUGUCAGGCAUGUUCUCCUUGCCCAGCCAUCCACCCACCCCGGACCCCGAACCUAUCCUGGACAGGAAACGCCCCGGCAGCAUGGGGCAGGACGGGGACAGUCACACCCCUCGUAAAGACAGCCCUGUUAACAAACAGCCGGAGCCCGCUCCUCGCAGAACCAGCGUCUUAAAUAGAAAGCAGUCACCACUAACCUCACCCACCUUCCAACCCCCAUUACCCCCUCUGGAAGCCGGGACUCCUACACAGCUCGAACCCCAUCCUCCUCCUCCUCCUUCAGAGGCUGAGCAGCCUGGCUUGAGUGUUGCUGGCAGUGGUGGUGGUGGUGGUCUGGUUGGUGGGGUCCAGGUAGCCACAGUGCAACAUCAGGUUGUAACCCAGCUCAGCACAGAGGAGAGCAGCCCGGCCCGUGAGCACAUGUCCACCCCGCCUCCGCAGAGGAAUGGUUCAGCGGUCCAUCUCGCUGUAGGAACCCCACACCCUCAGGGAAGCUCCAAAGGGCCUAGUCCACACAUGGUCCGCAGAGGCACCAAGAAGCAAGCCCCAGCCCCACCCAAACAGGCCAGCCCGUUCGCCUCUCAGCUCAGUAACACCCAAGCACCCGGUUCCCCGCAGCACCCACCCAUCACGCCCCGUCGUGUCCACAGCAAAGAUGCCCUAAUCCAAGCUCCGAGCCAUCCACCCCCACAGCCGCCUACACCCCAACAAGCCCAGGGAGAGUCAGAGCACUCUCCCCCUAGCAGUCCCACCCCUCCUGACACUCCGCCGCUCUUCCACUCCGGAUCUCUCCCUCGACCCUCGAGGCCAGCUCCAAAACCGAAACCCCGUCCCAGCAUGCCACCGCCUCCGCAACCGGCAGCAAAUGACAGCGGCAAUGGCAUGUUCAACUCGGCCUCAAAGAUCAUAACAGAUGUCUGAGCUGCGGGCCUGCCUGUAAGAUGAGCUUUGUAAGGCAGGUAAUGGUAAGGAUCUGAUUGGCUGAUGCAUUAACCUCGGUCUGUGUCUACUGCAUGUGCAUCUGUCUGGGGGAGAGAAAAGUGGCGUGUGUGGGCGUGCACAUAUACAUUUAUAUGUAGGCUUGGUGCUUUUGUCCUAGGCUUUAGCUAUGCUUUGCAACAACACUAACAUGCUUGCAAUUUUUUGUAUUUGUGGUUACUAACACAGAGAGAGAGUGUGUGUGUGUGUGUGUGUGUGUGUGUGUUCUCUUGAACGAUUUUUUUUUUUUAAUAAUUUGCAUUGCAUUUAAAGAUUAACACACCAAGGAAACUCUCAUGACUGCCACACCAACUAAAAAGAGUUACUCAAGUAGUGCUGGUUAGAAUAGAUUUAUUUAUGAGAGCAAUCCUUGGUGUCUUGCUGUGUGUGCGUGUUUGUAUGUGUGAGUGUGAGCUCCCCGGUCUAAAACUGUGUGUCUAUAUAUGGUUUGGUUUAUUGAUUUGUUUGCUGACUGGUUCCCUUCAACAUCCUCUCCAGAAGGAGGCCUGGUUCUAAAGGGGAUUGGAAGAGCCAUCAUUCCUGAGGUGAUUGAGGACGAAGAAAGGGAAAGCUCUGCUGGUCAAGAGCCUGCCACCGCCACUACUACCACUAACACCCCCCCAGCCCUGAACCCAGACCCCAGCAUCCAGACAGAGAGCACCGCUUUUUAAAGUCUGGGCUUGACUGUUUAUGAUCAAACAUAAGACGGGGUAACUCAAAAUGAAAUCACUCCGGCUCUUCAAGUACCGCUCACAUGAUGUCAGAGUGUCGCUGGAAACGAAUGGCUGCCUUUUCCUCUGCUAUACUGACUCACACCAGAAACCUCAUCUUAAGUUAGUCGUUCAGACCACAAGGGCCCUGUCCAGCUAUCACUUUCCACAUUAGACUGCACAUUAAACGGUUUGCUCCACAUACUGCUUGGGUAUUCUCUGAUUGGACUGCAGGGCCUUGUGAGGAACAAGGCUAGCGGGGCUUUAACAUAAAACCUCAGCAAUAUCGCAGCUGAAUAUCGCAGCUGGCUUCAGAAUGCUGGUAAAGUUAAUCUUUUUAUUUUUUUUUAAAACUAUUACUAUUAAAUCUUCAAUUAUGCAAAUACUUCUUUAAAAUGUGAAUCUGGUUUUACCACAUAAACCCAAAUAAAGAAAAAUUUUCAGUGAGUAAAUAAUUCCCUCAUGUCCACAGCAAUACUAUGAAGGACCAAAGGAAAUGACUGUUAGUCAAAGCAAACUGAGUUCAAAUGUUGAGCCAUUGUUAUGGUUGCUAAUGACCAAAUAUUUUAGUGUGAGUGCAAUAUAACAGUUUCUCUUCCACUGCUGUCCCAUCCCAGCGUGCACACACUGCCAUUUAUUAGUUAUUCAGGGCAGUUUUCAGUUUGAAUUUUCUUUGAUUUCCAUGGACCUGAUUCACAAAGCUGACAAAAAUAUAACUGAUUUUUUUUCUCCUGCUAAAUGUAACUGAUCAUUUUUCUAUCACACUCAAAAGCUAUGACCAAACUCCAGCAUGUGAUUAAAAUUUGUAGAAUUUUUUUUUUUUUUACUAUGGCUCAUUAGCUUUGCCUUAUUUUCAGCUUUUUUUUUUCUUUUCUUUUUUUGGUUGUUUAAGCAUUUUUAUGGUGGUUCUUCUGCACAAAAUACACUGCGCAAUGCGUUUUUGAUCUAAAUAAAGAUUGUUCAACAGUU